CCCUAACCCGUCGCUCUUUCCCACACCACUCUACCCCCCCGCUAUUCGCUCAAAGAGUCCCGCCUAGUACCCACCUCCCGCAAACUCUCUCCGCUCGACCUGACAAUCGAGCCCGCUCCUUCCACCGCAAAUUAGCGAACGACACCAGGUACAAUACGGGAGAGCUCUCGAGGACCGGCACUCGAGAGAAACAAGCCUGGCAAAAUGGUGCACAUGAAUAUCCUCCUGGAGAAAAAAGUCUCUGUCCUCACAAAUGACGGCCGCAUCCUCAUCGGCAAGCUAGUCGCAUGCGACGGCAGCAUGAACCUCGUACUCCAAGAUACGGUGGAGCGCGUGAUUCGACCGGGUGGGGAAGAGAGCUCCGAGGUUCCUAUCGGAGUGUAUAUCGUGCGUGGUGAUACGGUUUGCGUGGUUGGGAGGGUGGAUGAAGAAUUGGAUGCUCAGAUCGACUGGACCAAGGUGCAUGGAGAUGCUAUUGGUGGGACGUAUCAUACGUGAGGGUGGGUUGAGUGAGUGGCUGGGAUUCAGUGCAUGGGCGGUAUACGGCGGGUAAUGCGUGAUGGAUUCUUUCGGGGGGCAUGGCAAUGGGGUUAAGGCGGCAUAUCUAACCGUCUACCACAAGAACCAGCCAAAGAAUUCUUUCUGGCCGGAGAUGAAAAGGGAGGAUGAGCUCCUCAUAAACCCCCUAUACUGCCAACAGAACGGAACAGAGGCAGCUGUGAAUGAUACCCUUGGCUGGACGCCACAAUUCUGAAGAAUACUGGAGUAUGGGAAUAUUUAUACACACUUUACAUGAGCAUGAGGUAGAAAGACAUGUGACCCUAUAUUAGGGGCAGUAGUAACCAGUAGGAUGGAGUUGCUGAUGCUCCCCCCUUCGUUUUUCUAUCGAUCAACGCCCCUCUGCCUUGUGAUUGACUAAUUC
Molecule: messenger RNA, 922 nt
Organism: Lindgomyces ingoldianus
Lineage: Eukaryota; Fungi; Ascomycota; Dothideomycetes; Pleosporales; Lindgomycetaceae
Product: Sm-like ribonucleoprotein
Exons: 3
Coding region: 205-498 (97 amino acids)
Biological process (GO): mRNA splicing, via spliceosome
Cellular component (GO): precatalytic spliceosome; U6 snRNP; U4/U6 x U5 tri-snRNP complex
Molecular function (GO): RNA binding
Source: RefSeq, a predicted model, not a curated record